Pyrus x bretschneideri (Chinese white pear) is the source of this 2668-nucleotide messenger RNA. RefSeq names its product jacalin-related lectin 19. The transcript is spliced from 6 exons. The coding region runs from base 190 to 2484 and encodes 764 amino acids. The record is from RefSeq and is a predicted model, not a curated record. Lineage: Eukaryota; Viridiplantae; Streptophyta; Magnoliopsida; Rosales; Rosaceae. Gene Ontology annotation, molecular function: carbohydrate binding; protein binding.
GAUAAACGGGUGGAAACGUAAUUGAGAGCGGAUGAGAAGUCGAGCAGUACACCAUGCCGGUUGAAUUGCUGAUACAGGACCGUAUAAACCCUAACCCACACUCCGACUCUCGUACAGAUUAUUCUUGGGGGGACCGCCGGACCAGAUAAAUAAUUUGCAAUCAGGUCCCUUCCAAGUAGUUGAUAGAUAAUGUUGAAGAGAGCCCUGCAUAAAAAUUUAGGAGUACCUCGUGAUAGGAAGAGGAGGAAAAGGGAAAGCAUCUCUGGCGCGUUAGGUAUUGAUUUGUGUACAAAAGCAUCUGGAAUUGAAAGAAAAAGAAAGAGAGGAGAAUUAAGCAUGAUUGACAAGAAUGUUAAGCUUAAACAAAUGAAAGGGACCGUAAAUUCGAAUGGUGUGGAGAUAAGAGUUGAGGGCGUGGAUUAUAUCUCGCACUUGCCUGAAACUGUGAUCCAUCUCAUCCUGUCUCUCCUUCAUAGUACAAAAGAUGCAGCUCGAACCAGUACCUUGUCGAAGAGGUGGAGGGACUUGUGGACCUCUUUCUCUGUUUUGGCAUUCGAUCAGCGCAAGUUUCAAAAACCAGAGGGAGUUAAAGAUAGGAAGAAAUGCAAUGCGGUGUUUAAGGAGUUUGUUGACAAAUCUCUCCAGAGCCACUUUGACCGUAAUUUGGGUAUAUAUAAGCUUGUGCUGCAUGUGAACUCGUUUGAUCAAGAUAUGGCUCAUCGUAUUGAAAAAUGGAUUCGACUUGCAGCUGAAAAUAAAACAAAAGAGAUUGGUUUCCAUGCUCACAAGAAAAUAUGCGGUCGCUACACGGUGCCUAGGAAUGUCUUUACUUCGGAAACCAUAACUGGAUUAAGGCUAGAAGGCUGUAGAGUGGAUACUUCCAGUAAUAUAAAGCUUCCUAAUCUGCAAAAGCUGUAUCUGCGAAAAAUCCAUUUUGAUGAAUCAAUAAUUAUAAAUCUCAUUACCAGCUGCCCUCUAAUUAACGACUUGAGACUCAUACUUUGCUCGGGGUUAAAUAAUCUGCAGAUUUCAAGUCUCCUUAAACUUUAUAGGGUUGAAGUACACUACUGCCAUGGACUAGCGAUGAUUGAAAUCAACGCUCCAAGUCUUGAAACAUUUUGGUUUUGCGGGAAGAAAUACAUGUCCUGCAAAAUUAAGUUGGCUGCAUGCGAGUCUCUUAAAAGACUGACAUUAGAGGACAGUAGAAUGACAGACAACCAAUUUCGUGAUCGGUUCUUUAGGUUUCCUCUCCUGGAGAAACUGGAUCUACAUAAAUGCCUCAACUUGAAAAAUAUAAGAAUUGCAAGCCAUCGGCUGAAAAGGCUAGUAUUAAGAGGUUGCAAGAAACUAGCAGAUGUUGAAAUUGAUACUCCUAAUCUUCUUUCAUUUGAGUAUGAAGGUGAUGAAAUGCCCUUUUCUUUUCUGAAUCCUGUAAGUUUGAAGGAGGCCAAGCUUUCAUUUGCAGCAGUAAGAAACUUCAUAUCUGAGCCUGAAUGGUUUCUUAAGAUGCGAGAAUUUCUUGGAAAGUUGGAUCAUAGAGCCUUUAAACUGGUUGUUUACACCAAUAAGAAUGUCAUCAUCCACGAAAAUAUUAGAGAAAUUUCGCUUCCUGCAAACUGUGGUCUCAAAUUUGAAUUAAUCCAAUCAUCAGUGGGUACCGAAGAACUAUUAGAUGGUUCAUUGCAGAAACGGCAGCUGGAGACCCUAUCUAUAGUGUCGUCUUCCAGCAGUGAAUUCCUCAAGUUGGUACGUGAGAAGAUUACCAGAAAGGAGGAUCCAACCUGCUGCACAAGUAUGAAUUCAACCAAUAAGUGUUGGAGACACUUCUUAAAGGACGCCAGGAUGGUGAACUUGAAAGCGACCAAACACGUUGCUCCAUGGAUGGCUUGGUUGAAGUCACAUCCAAGGGUUAAUGAGAUCACUUGUUUUAGAUUGAAAUGGAAAUCGGACAAAGAUGGUGGGAAGAGGAAGACCGCGGUAGUGGGACCAUGGGGAGGAAAUGGUGGAACUCCUUGGGACGAUGGCAUCUACAAUGGCGUGAGAGAAAUCACGGUUGUUUACGGCCACUGCAUCGACUCCAUCACCGUGGUGUAUGAUAAAAACGGCAAGCCUGUCAAAGCCGAUGCACAUGGAGGCCGCGGAGGCACUCAGACCGCGGAGAUAAAGUUGGAGUAUCCGGAUGAGUACCUAGUCAGUGUGACUGGGAACUACUGUCAGUUGGCGUACGGUGGCACAGCUAUCAUCCGUUCGCUUAAAUUUCAGAGCAAUCGAAGAACGUUCGGACCAUUUGGGAUAGAGGAAGGCACAACGUUUACUUACAACGUUGAAGGAGGAAAAAUUGUUGGGUUGAAGGGAAGAAAUGGUUGGUACAUAGAUGCCAUUGGGUUUCAUGUAUCCCCUGCCCCUACAAAACUCUUUCGGAUAGUUCAGAAGAGUUUCAGAAGGCUCGGGAGCUUGGUUACCUUCGGGCACCAGAGAAACUGAAACGACUGCUCCCAAGACUAGAGGAUUUUGAAUGUAUAACUAUAAGCUAGUCUUUCUGCUUUUGAUUGAUUGUUUUCAUGUAUACUUAAGCUAUCCAGAUAAUUCAGUUGCAUUUCACUUUUCUUGCUUUUAGAAUCCCGAGACAUACGUUUUUGACAAAUAUUUUGACACCUAUUUUGUAGGU